This is a messenger RNA of Notothenia coriiceps (black rockcod), 1694 nucleotides long. Its product is annotated as UPF3A regulator of nonsense mediated mRNA decay. Lineage: Eukaryota; Metazoa; Chordata; Actinopteri; Perciformes; Nototheniidae. The coding region runs from base 1 to 552 and encodes 183 amino acids. The transcript has 3 exons. The record is from RefSeq and is a predicted model, not a curated record.
AUGCCCCCUCUGAACACUAGAGGUCAACCUGAGAGCGACAAGGAGCAGAGAGAGCAGCACGGCCGCAGGCAGAGAGAAAAGGACCAUCGGGGGAAAGAUGAAGAGAGGAAACGACAGAGGCACCACUAUGAAUUUGACAAGUUUAUGCGCCGCAAAGAUGAGACAAAAUGGGGGAAGGGCUACUGCCAAGACAGAGCCAAGAAAGAGGGGCACCAUCAUGGCUAUUCUUACUGUCCUGAUGGUGGAGACAAACUGGGGAAGGAGGACAGGGAGGAUGUGGGUAACAGGAAGGAACGCCUCCGAAACAAGGUGAGCGAGAAGGUGCUGCAGACUCCCACCGCAGAACAAAAACAUGCAAAUAAGGACCGUCCCGCCAUGCAGCUCUAUCAGCCGGGCGCACGCAACAGGAAGCGCAUGAGCUCGGCUGGAAAAGGCUACGACUGCAUCGCCGUGGGACACUCACCGGAGCCCGGGACGGAGCACUGCUACGAGGCUGUCCCCAUGGCAACAGGGCCGGAGAAGGGGUACGAGAAAAGCAAAGAGGAACAGUGAGCAGGAUGGAUGUUUCAAAAAGAACAAUUAUUCAGCCUAAGUUGAUGGGGAUAAGUUUGACAGGUCAUCAAUGAGCUUUUAAAUGACAUGAACUGCAUUGAGGGAGAAAGGCACUUCAAAAGCCUUUUUAUUUGAGUAAGAUGUAACAGAGUUCAGAGCUUUUAAUGUUGGUUAAUUAAGGUUUCUGUUUUGCUGUUUAGCAUGAACAUUGUUAAUACACAAUACAUAUUUUAUCUCAGUGUUUAGUCUGUCUAAGAAUCCUUGGAAUAAAGCAUGUCAACAAUACAACAACGAACACAUAAUAACAGUUACCUUUAUGAUAGCACAACAGCCAUUGUCAUACAGUAAUACCACUAUGUUGAAAUGUUGUGAUAAGAGGCAGCUCACCUGUGAUAUCCAUCAACAAUUUUCCCGCCGAAAACAUUACCUCAUCCUCUGCAACUGAUCGUGUUGCUGCGCCUUUGUAGACUUCUCCGAACCUGGAUGUUUUUAAUACAUUUUAUCAAAAUUAAAUAUAACGUAAGUAAAUCUUACAAAUAAUGGAUGUAGAAAAUUCAACAGAUGAAAUCCUGUUUUUAUUUUUUUUUGUGUAAAGUUGAGCAAAUGAGAGGGAAUAAGAGUUGUUGUUGAUAAGAAAAGGAAACUGUUUUUCCGCCUUUUCCUAGUUUUUAUGUCUUAAUACAUUUGGGCAAUCAUAUAUUGUGACGGUGUUAUCCAACAGAGACAGAAUUGUUUUGUGAGCUCUAAGCUUUGUACAUGAUCAUCAAUGAGCCAAGAAGAACACAAUCUCAAAAUUGAGAUGAAGCGUUUAGAGAAUUAAUUAUGAGCAAUUAUGACACAGAUAAAUAAAAAAAUACAUUUUCUAUGCUGUGUGCAUGGUUUUCUAUUCACUCUGUCAAGUAAAGGUGCAUUGAAAAGCCACAAAUAUUGAUAAAGUAAUGUGUCUAAUAUCAUUUUUGCAUAUGACCUAACAGCUGUCUAUCUAUUUCCUUUUUCUUGAAGUUAAUACAAAUAAAGCUCUUGUUCCGUUAUAAGACAUUUUAUCAGUGUUUCUGUUUUUAUGUACGCUCUCUGACAGUUUGGGUGAGGCAGCAUUUUCUUCAGCAAUGUCCUUAUUAUGAAUAAAGAAAUGAUAGAUAUGA